CCUCAUUAUCAUUUCUCACCUCUUUAUAAACCCCAUCUUCCUUUCUGUUUUCUCAAUUCAAAUUUCCAAGCAUCCUCCAUUGUCAAGUUAAAGAGGAGAAGAAAAUAAAUCCAAUCCGAAACACAGAUCUUAUUUUUUCAUAUCAUACACAGGAGCAGAGUCGAGUAUGGAAGCCAAAGAUUGUCGGCAGAACGGUUCCGGUGGUGUCGCCGAUAAUCGUCGUCAUCGAGUGAGAGAAUACAGCGGCGAUGGUUGCGACGAUGACGAGGCAUGGAACGCCUUCGCUGAUAGUUUCAGCAGAGUACAAAAUGUUUUAGAUCGGAACAGAGAAUUGAUCCAACAAGCGAAUGAGAAUCAUCAAUCGAGAAUUCCGGAUAAUAUGGUGAAGAAUGUGGCGAUUAUUCAGGAAUUGAAUGGAAAUAUUUCGAAAGUGGCUUCGAUUUAUUCCGAUUUGUCGACGAAUUAUACAGGGAAGAUUAGGCAACAGCGGCAGAAGGGAGGGAAUAGUAAUGGGAGAAGGAAUUGAGAUGAGUGAAAAUCAAAGCAAUGAAAAUUGUGCUAGUGUACUAAUAAAAAUCUGUCAUCUCUCAUAAAAUAAUUCAUGUAAGGUUAAGCAAACAUCAUUAAGUUCUCUUAUGUAUCAUGAUUCAUGUAUGGAGAUUGGAGCGUUUGUCCAUUAUUCAGAGAUAAAGUGCUGAAAAAGCAAAAAUAAGGUUAAUUUUAUCCAAAUUUUGUGAUUUAAAUAGAAAUUUUGUUAGCACAAUAAUAACAAAAAAAUUAAAAUGACAAAUAACAACAAAUUCUAAGGAUCGGAGUAAGAAAUCGCAUCUAAAUUCUAUCAUAUCCGAUCCUACUCUAUACUCGACCCUUUGCAACUUGUAAGGCAUGUGGUUCAUGUUUA
Messenger RNA from Amaranthus tricolor (Joseph's coat), 901 nucleotides. Its product is annotated as protein EARLY FLOWERING 4-like. The transcript has a single exon. The record is from RefSeq and is a predicted model, not a curated record. Lineage: Eukaryota; Viridiplantae; Streptophyta; Magnoliopsida; Caryophyllales; Amaranthaceae. Gene Ontology annotation, cellular component: nucleus. Gene Ontology annotation, biological process: positive regulation of circadian rhythm; entrainment of circadian clock. Bases 167 to 526 code for a protein of 119 amino acids.